CUUUUGAUCUGCAAAAUUCACUUUCAAAAGUCGAAAGUGACAAGAAGAAACAUGGGACAAUUAUGCGUAUAACGGCAGCGAGUACUUCGAGAAAUCAAGUGAAAAAUCCAAAAUCUAGAAAAGUGCAUAUCCCAUUCAACAGAAAUAAAAAAGUGUGUUAUUUCUGUGAGAGGUUUGUUUACAUCGGCACCGUUGUUGUUGUUGUCAGUGAAAGUGAAACCGAAAAGUGUUGGGCGAUUAUCGCGUUGCGCUUGGCGUCGACGUCUUCUUCUCCGUCUUCUACUGCCGGUGCUCGCUCACCAUGUGGAAAAGUGCGAUCGCAAGUGAUUGAAAGUGAUCGCUACCAUUGGUUAUUACCUACCCGGAGAUCGGUAAAAGUCAGCGCGGGAGAUUCCGUACCCCUCGUAUGUUGUGUUUGGAAGAAAGUUGAAUCGCACCCAGAAGAAAACGGAAAUAUUGUUUACCUUCCGAAGCCGUUGGUUUGGGUCGACGUGACGUGAGUGUUGUUAUUAUUAUCUGACGGGAGAGGAAAGUGUGGAAAUAGGUGACCAGCGGAGAAGCCGAUUUUUUGUAUACUUCUGAAGCUGAAUAGUGAAAAGAGAAGCGAGGGAGCUACUGUCCGAACUGCGACUACCCAGCGCGCUAUUAAGCUCCGAGUAAUGCGCUCCAGCUAGCCACGGAGAAUAUGUCAUCCCUGCGGAAGUCGGCCUCAUUCCGGUCGCGGAUUCCGGUUCGACGGACUCGAGUGGCGUCGCGACGGUGCGUGAGUCCUCAACCGUCGACGUCGACGGUGACCAGUACUGGUUCGAUAUAUGACGGUGGUGGAGGAGGAGGUGGUUCAGGUGGUGGCCGCCAAUGGUACGAGCGGCGGUAUUCUUCAUCCAGCUACACGAGCAGCGACGAGAGCCACGACGAAUCGGAAACGGGACCACUUAAGCUGUUGCUCGGACCAAACCACCACGGACCGGAAGGAUGUGGCACGAGCGGCACCAGCAGCGGAAUCAGAGCCCGGUUCAACAAUCUGAGCGUCUCGACGGAUGCCAUCAGCCUGGAUGGGCUUUUGGAUUGCGUGAGCAGCGGAAGCUUUUCCAGCCCGCCGUCGCCCAAGGCCUUACAGGGAGCAGGACACAGACCGAUCGAAGGCGAGGAUGAUUCUGGCAUCUAUCAAAACGACCCCCGUGUUCACCAUCACGGAAUUCCUCCAGCGAACAGCAAAAAAGAUGGCGAAUCUACAUCCUCGUCCUCAUCAUCAUCGUCUUCGCUGGACCGAUUGAAUUACGCUCUCGAAACGCUCAAAAUCAGUGACACGACCUUUCACGACAAGAGCAAACUCCAGUCGCCACUCAAUCAGCAGUACGAGAAUCUUAUUAACGACCAUUCCGCGGAUCCGCUGGAAGACGCCGAUUCCCGGAAACAAAGGAAGCUCUCCGAUUGGUACUACAUCAAGACCAGUCCGACCAAGCACAAGAAAGCUUCCGCCCCGGCCAGUCCCUGUGUCCAAAGGCGGAAUCGACCCGGCGACAGUUCACCUCCUCCACUACCGCUUCCGCAGCUUAUUCCGCCUCCCGGGUCAAGUCAGGGCCAAGUGUUGCUCACAAAAGUUUUAAUUUCCAGUAAAUAUUCUUCCCCGAAUGACGGCCAGGGCCAUUCAAAUUUGCCAAACAGCAAUAAAUUCUCCUCUCCGGUUUUGGGUUCGCGACGAUUCGGCGGAGACCAUGGUUCGCCUCCGAAGCCGAUUCUGCCACCUCAGGCUGCCCCACGGAGGCACUUUCCGGUUGCGGCGACGGUUACAUGUGCUGGUUCGAGUCCCGCCGAAACGACAAUGGCGACCGUGGCAAUAAAUGAUACAAAUCUGUCGGCGGCGGAUCGAAGAAAGUGUUUGAACAAUGCAACCCGAACAGGCAUCUCAACGGGUUCGAGUUACACCCACAUCCCGAACAACGACAUCACCAUCACCAGCACCAGCAGCAGUUUCGAGCACAUCCCGGAGAUUAUCGGCCAUCGAUUUUCGCCGUACUGCCAACGCAAACAACGUCAUGGCAUUUAUGAAAAUUUUCCAGCGAAUCGAACUGUGGCGGCUACCAUUGGAAACGACACAACCGGCAGCCAUAAUCAUAAUCACCAUCGUCAUCGCCCGGAUCAGGAACAGGAGUUUCCGCAGCCGUACGACAUUGUGGAUAUGAGUGUGCUGCAGCAGGACCAACAACAGCAACGCUACAAAAAGGCCGUCAAACGUCCGUUGCCGAGGGUACCGCCGGUUUCGGAACCAGAUCCGAUGCAGUCGAGGCCGCCUCCACCGGUGCCACCGUUGCCAUCGGCUGCUGCCCUCAAAGCGGCCAUUGCCAUCGAGUACGGCGAGGAGGAUGAGGCUGAGGAUGACCGACGCAAGAAGAGUUCAUUGACCAGGUGUUAUCCCACAAAGACGAACCAAAACCAACAACAACAACAGCAGCAGCAGCAACACCAUCAUCACCAGGUCACAACGCCAACCUCGUACCGGACCGAGUACGAGCUGUCCGGUUCGUACGUAUCGCUUGAAUGCCCUUCGCCACCCGGCCCGCCGCAAUGCCUAACGGACAACAACCGACGGGAUCCUCAGGCUCGCCUAGCCCGAGGCCUGCGGAACCUCUAUACCGAGCUUGCCCUCAAAGAACCGGUCCUGCCCACCUGGGUUCAACCGGUGACCCCGGGGCUGCUCUGUCCAGCUCGGCUGGAACCAGAACUAAGACUGCACAUCCAUUCGCAUGGUCUGAACGAGUGCAUCUCGGUCGAUCAGAUUCUGGCCGCCGUUCAGACCAAGGAUGGACCCUUCCUGGAAGCACCCCGCCGGGUACUGAUCGAGUGUCCACCGUGGGUUACGCGUAGUGCACUCGCACUGCGAAUUCUGCACGCAUGGAGCCGGGAACCACCAUGGCCUCCGCGAGGUCAACCUGUAGCGUUAGCACUUUUUAUACCGUUAAACGAACUAAAGGGUUCGUUAGCCAGUUAUGUAGCGAAAGAACUAUUACCUCGGGGUACACAGAAUCCGUUUGCAUCCGGGUUCGGGGGUUUCAAUGCCGCGUGGAACUCGCUGGAGUCGUUGAAGAGCAAACUGCUGAUUGUGUUGGAUGGUUACGAUGUUCAAAGUAAGUCACGUAAGAACAAAUCCGUACAGAAGGACGUCACGGAUCUACUGGAAGGAAGAUUGUUCCCUGAAGCUAGGGUAAUACUGAUCAGUGUGACUUCGUCCUGCGGAGAGUUACUUCCACUGAUGCAGCGUCACAUCACGUUCGAAGGAAUCACUUGGGGUCGAUCGGUUUCCUUAUUAGGUGGAGGUCAAUGGGGAGCUCCAACAAGGUUGAUUGAUUGUGUUCAAGACUGUAGACAUUUACGAAAUAUUGCGAGGACGUCACUCGGAUGCCUAGCCAUAUCGGCUAUCUACGCAGCAAAUGGUGGCGUUCUUCCAACAGACGAAAUCGACGUCAUCGCUUCCGUAUUUAACUGUGUGGCCAACAAUUCUUCCCACACUCAAGUUACUGAGCUCGGCAGGCUAGCUUUGUUCUGUCUCAAAACUAAGCGAUCAACAGUCAGUUCAGCGGAAUUGAAGAUGUACUGCUCUUCUCCGGAAACAAACAUCAUUGGAUGCUUGGAUAAGGCUCCAGUUUUCGGACGAACGUCGCGAAGAAAAUCCGAGUUUUGUUAUACCACCAUCUGCCCCGGAAUUGCAGAGUUCCUAGCUGCUAACUACAUUGUAUCGCUUGCCAGCCGCCCAGGUCUACUCGCAGCUGAAGUAGCUGGACUUGCCAUCGGAGACGAAGUAGAACCAGAAAUUCUCAAAGUCCUAACCUACGCUAUGUCUCUGCUGGGCUCGCGUGCUCAUCUACUACUUUCCAAGCUUACUCCACUUUGGUUAAGCCCUCAGACCAUAUUCUCUCUAGCCCUAGCCGGUGGUGAAACCGAAGCCAACCUCACUGCCCUUUGUGAACUCCUAGGAAUAUCCAAAUCACCUCCGAUACCACCGCUAGAGGCAAAACCCAUCUGGGUGCAAAUCAAGUCUACACCCUCAGAACUGCAAGGUUGGGGCUUAGCGCUCAAAAGCCCUACCUGUACGCUCAAAAACCUAGAACUAGUCUAUCAGAUCGAAAAGAACAUGCUGCUCGAAUCACGGAACGUAAUGGACAUCUUCCUCGAUGCAUUAUCAAAGAACGAGAGUGUUACAACACUCCGAAUAACUUCACUCAUCGAAAACGAAGUUCGUGACUCGGACAUUAAUUAUCUAGCAACUUGCAUAUCCAAAACCGUACUGAAACCAAGACUGGAAAGCUUCGAAGUUAUUUUGACUCUGCUAGAAGAAGAUCCCCCCAUCCUGAAGCUGCAAUCCGUAGUGACAGGGCUGUGUCGAACCAUUCCUCGACAACCGAAACUGAGCAAUCUUAUUCUGGACCUUGGCCUAUGCACUUCGCAACUGGUUCAAAUUUGCUCAAUGCUUGAGAAAUGCCCUCACGUCACAAGACUGUCUUUCCCUCAUCUGCGCUGUGAGCGAGGUGCCGUCGGAGCGCUUGCAAGCCUUUUGAACGCUCGCCCUCUAUCCUAUCUUGCACUAGCCUCCAGCUGGGGCGCACGUGAUGAUCCUCCAUCGUCCAGUGGCGUGAGCAUGGGUUCCGGCUCUGGAAGCAGUUCUGGAAACUCAGGUCUUAUAAAACAAUCUUCCCUCACCGGAGCUCCUUCUCCUCGCUCUUAUCCAACCGGAAUCUUCUCGUCACUGCCCCGAGGCGUACUAAACUCCACAUCGAACAUGGGUCGCUCGGCUACUCUCCCCCGUCAACCUAUGGAAGGACCUCCAGAUAAGCGAAGUACCGAUUCGGUCAUCUCUCGCACAUGGUAUCCGACUCCAGCAUGUGACGGCGGACCUCACAACUCUGGAACACUCCACGAACUCUUACUCGCGGCCCGAGACUCAUACUCCCGUCUACAUGGAUUAGACCUAAGCAAAGCUCAACUAUCGCUCGAGGACUCCAUGUGUCUGGGAGAAACUGUUCGGGUCUCUACCAACCUUCACUCUAUCAAACUGGAAGGUGCUUCACGUCUCAGCGAGAUCCUUCCCACAGUACUUGGAGCAAGCGAAUCACCCAGCUUACAAAUGCUCAGCCUUGGAUCGCCUCGAAUCGCGCUGGAAGAUGCCGCCGUCGGAAUGUCAGCACGUGCCUUGGGUAGUUGCAUCACACUCAGACUUCUCAGUUUGGACGGAUGGAGCUUCAGGAUAGAGAAUGUAGGAACUCUUGCAUCGGUACGGGGCUUCCUAUCGUUGACCUCGAUCCGCGAGCUUGGCCUGAACAACUGUCGUUUGAACAUGUCCAUGUUCAAGAGCGACGUCCAAAUGCCAAGCAGUGCAUACGAAUGCCGUUCGGUCGUAAAUUUGAAGAUGGCAGGGGCUCAGAUGAUCUUCUCUGAUCACGUCUCAAUGAAAGGUCCCCACAUGCUACCGUACUUGACCGGUUUUGUAAAUCUACGAGAGCUGGAUCUUUCGGCACCUUCACGCACCGGUCUUGGUAGUACCACCACUAACCCGUUGAUCCUUUCCGACAAGGACAUGGUCAGUUUCUUCAGCACGCUCAACGCUCAUUUUAGCUCGCUCAACACUCUCAAGAUCUGCAACUGGAUCGUGCAUCUGGACGAUGUAAACCGAACGAUGAAAUCCAUCUCGAAACUGUUCAAAUCGAGCCCGUUGAGUCACGUCAAGAUCGACGGGAUCAUCGUGCUGGAUCGGCCGAAAAAGCAACGGAUCGAGUCGAUGUUUAUGCACGCCCUGCUCGGAUCGCUGCCACAGUUGCGCUGGCUGGGCAUAACCACGGCCGGUAUGAAUGACGAGCAGAUCGGUGCCCUCGGGACGUACUGCGCCGAUAUUCGUGGCAUGGAGAUCGAUAUCAGGUUGUGCGACUCGACGAUCGAAAAUGCAAGAUUAAUGACGCACCCGCUCGGACUGGACGGCAAGUUUGAUAUACGGGUGUCGACGUUCGGGACCUCCAACAGCAUCCUGGUCCACAUCGAGAAGACCUCGACCAAAAGCUUGUCCCGCAAGUGAAAAA
Molecule: messenger RNA, 6065 nt
Organism: Aedes aegypti (yellow fever mosquito)
Lineage: Eukaryota; Metazoa; Arthropoda; Insecta; Diptera; Culicidae
Exons: 9
Coding region: 686-6061 (1791 amino acids)
Source: RefSeq, a predicted model, not a curated record